Tribolium castaneum (red flour beetle) is the source of this 826-nucleotide messenger RNA. RefSeq names its product gamma-glutamylcyclotransferase. The record is from RefSeq and is a predicted model, not a curated record. Gene Ontology annotation, molecular function: gamma-glutamylcyclotransferase activity. NCBI's taxonomy places the organism in Eukaryota, Metazoa, Arthropoda, Insecta, Coleoptera, Tenebrionidae. The transcript is spliced from 3 exons. The coding region runs from base 98 to 637 and encodes 179 amino acids.
AUAAUUCCACAUUUGACGUCAGCUCUUUGAGCAAUCAGUGAAGAGGCAGGCGCACUCUGAAUCUAACCUUAAAAUCCUCGCUUAAUCUAAGUACGAUAUGGGGGGCACCUUUUUGUAUUUCGCUUACGGGAGUAAUCUCCUAGCCAAGCGAAUCCACAUAAAUAACCCCAGUGCGGUUAGAGUGGGAAUCGGAAAAUUAAUGAACUAUCAACUUGACUUUCUUACUUAUUCAGAGAGAUGGCACGGAGCCUCCGCUACAAUAGUAAAAAAUGACCGGCGCCACGUCUGGGGGGCUAUCUGGGAAAUUGAUUUAAAGCAUAUGGAGUCACUCGACAGGAUUGAAUGCUUUUAUAGACAAGAAGGUGUUCCCCAUAAAAUAUACUAUGCCCUUGAUGUGGACGUUAUUGUGCCUGAAGGGGGCACCAAGAAAUGUCGCGUCUACCAACAGUGCGUGAUACCGUCUGCUACUGAGGAUAUUGAAAAACUAGCCGAUGACAGAAAGCCAUCAGCUGUGUAUUUGAAUAUAAUUAAAGAGGGGGCCAAAGAAUCAAACUUACCUGAGGAGUACCAGAAAUUCUUGCACAGGAUUCCCGACAACGGCUACAAUGGCGAAGUUGAUAUUGGGAUCAAACUUUAACAAGCACUAUUGUCGCGUAAAUAACACAAAUUUCAAAAGUUUAAGAAGGUUCAACAGACAGUUCAAAAAGGCAAACAUUAAUUGGUGACUUUUGCGUCGUUACAUUGGUGCUUCGGAUAUUACAUUUUUUGCAAAAUCCUUUCCAAUAUUUGUACAGCAAUCAAAUAAAUACGAUUUUUGUUAUCAGAA